This is a messenger RNA of Lottia gigantea (owl limpet), 1182 nucleotides long. RefSeq lists its product as hypothetical. Lineage: Eukaryota; Metazoa; Mollusca; Gastropoda; Lottiidae. Gene Ontology annotation, biological process: regulation of transcription by RNA polymerase II. The coding region runs from base 1 to 1182 and encodes 393 amino acids. The record is from RefSeq and is a predicted model, not a curated record. The transcript has 2 exons. Gene Ontology annotation, molecular function: DNA-binding transcription factor activity, RNA polymerase II-specific; RNA polymerase II transcription regulatory region sequence-specific DNA binding. Gene Ontology annotation, cellular component: nucleus.
AUGUCUCCUCCACUAGGUGGUGUCAAAUGUGAAGAUGAUGAUGAAAGUGCCUUUCAAAUUCCCGAUGAUGAUUCCCCAUUUUCUACCUUGCCUCUACCUGAUGUUACGCCGGAUGCUAUUCCAACCGUCUCACGUCCAGGAAUUCCUAAUACCAUCCAUGCUCAGAGUGCCGCUUUAACUCAUCCAGACGGUUAUGUCUGUAGACGCUGUUUUCAAGUCCUGCCUGAUACCAGUGCCUUUGAAUCUCACAACCUCAGGGUACAUACCCUUUUUACCUGCAAAAUUUGCUUCAGGGCUUUUACAGCUAGAAAUAACCUUAAACGCCAUAUUCGCUUGCAUACCGGUGUAAAACCGUACAAAUGUCCCAUCUGCAACCAAGGAUUCACUAGAAAGGAUGACCUGAAGGGCCACGAGCUCAGACACUCUUUCAAGAAACCAUUCAGAUGUAACAUCUGCAAGAAAGGGUAUACUGAUAGGUCAUGUGUAAGGAACCAUAUGGCUAAAGAACAUAACAUGAAGCUUCAACAUGUUUGUCCAAGAUGUGGAGAGGGUUUCAGCAGCUCAGAGAAAUUCACUGAACAUAAGAAGACUCACCCAGAAUUCAAAAAUUACAGAUGCGAGACAUGUGACUUUAUAGGAGUCAAUGGGUUGAUGCACAUAAAGCAUCAGCUGACCCAUCAAGACAAGACCUAUAGCUGCAAACCCUGUAAUAACACCUAUGAUGAUCCCUUUGAAUAUUCUGAACAUCUAAAGAUUCAUAGAGUUGACGAAUCUUUCAAAUCUUACCAGUGCUGUUUUUGCGGAUCAUUAUUUACACCAAGUCUGCUUUUCAAAUGUCAUUCGUCCUUCCAAUGUAUUGAAUGCAGCAAAGUUUUUACAGAUUUUAACCAAUUUGAAACCCAUAGUGCCAUACUCCAUCGCCGAUUUCUCUGCGAAUUUUGUGGAAAGGUCUUUACCGCUAAACCAAACCGAGAUCGCCAUCUACGUUACCAUACUGGUGAGAGACCAUAUAAAUGUGGUCUCUGUGAUGCUUCAUUCUUUAGAGGUGAUGAUCUAAAAUACCAUCGCACUACCAAACACGCCUCAGAGAAGCCGUUUGUCUGCGACGUUUGUGGUUUGAAUUUUGCUUGGCCAAAAGACCUUCAACGACAUCGAAAGCAAAAGAAGCAUUUUAAGAUUUAG